Cyphellophora attinorum is the source of this 567-nucleotide messenger RNA. RefSeq lists its product as uncharacterized. The record is from RefSeq and is a predicted model, not a curated record. NCBI's taxonomy places the organism in Eukaryota, Fungi, Ascomycota, Eurotiomycetes, Chaetothyriales, Cyphellophoraceae. The transcript has a single exon. Bases 1 to 567 code for a protein of 188 amino acids.
AUGCUCAAAGCACAUCACUUCGCGUUCCUCGCCAUCUCAGCUACCAUCUGCCUGGGUCUGUAUACCUACAGGCCUGUACAAAACCCCUUCAACAUGUCGAAAACCAAACACUCCUCACAGGCUGACAUCCAGCCACAAGUCCGCCUGGAGAUCGCCUCUAUCAACACAGUAGACUCAAUUCCCAAGGUGCAGCUAGUCGCCCACGUUUCCAAUCCAUCAUCAGAGACACCCAUCACCAUUCUCCGUUGGAACAGCGUGCUUGAUCCACAAGCAGGUCGUCUGGGCACGAUUUCACUUCGCAACCGUAACGGAGGCAAGGCAUUGGAAGUGCCAUCAAUCAUGAUCAAUCGAAAGAUGCCGCCGCCGAAGGAGGAGUAUAUUCGUAUUGCGCCUGGAGGCAGCACGAGCAACACGAUCACGCUUGCCCUGGCAACGAGCAAGUUGGAGAGCGGUGGAGGGUAUGAGGCCUUGGCGGAGGGCCAGUUCAUGGAGGUUUAUCAUGCUGACGCGGAGGAGCCGCAGAGGGUGGUACCAUAUUCAUGUGAUCCGGUACACUUCAGCGGUUAG